Molecule: messenger RNA, 558 nt
Organism: Trichoplax adhaerens
Lineage: Eukaryota; Metazoa; Placozoa; Uniplacotomia; Trichoplacea; Trichoplacidae
Exons: 2
Biological process (GO): G protein-coupled receptor signaling pathway
Cellular component (GO): membrane
Molecular function (GO): G protein-coupled receptor activity
Source: RefSeq, a predicted model, not a curated record
GCGAUGAUAUUUGCUAUUGAAACAAUUAAUGAAGAUCCUUAUUUGCUACCUAAUAUCACAUUGGGCUAUGAUAUACAUGAUGGAUGCGGUGACGAACAAGUCAGCGUCAGAGAAACGUUAGACAUACUGUUCCAAUUCACAAAACGUAAAUCUGUGAAAAGAAUGGUCAUCUUCUCUACUACUACUUCUGCUAUAAUACAAGCCGUAAGUAAUAAAUUGGCAGGUAUUAUAGGAACUCAGACUGCACGUGGAAGUAUCGAUAUGCAAGGAAUUUGCAAAGUUUUCAACUUAGUCCAAAUUACAUAUGGUGCCAAAGAAGGUCUAUUAGGUGAUAAAACAAGAUUUCCAACCAUUUUACGAACUAUUCCUCCGGAAGAUCAUUAUCCGGCAAUUUUAGAAUCUAUUCUAUCCUACUUUAAUUGGAAAUUUAUCGCCAUGUUGUCAUACGUUGGUGAUCUAGGUAGUCGUGCCUAUGAACAAGCCCGAAAAUAUUUUCAAAGGAAGAAAAUAUGCGUCCUUUUAGCAGAAAAAGUUUCAAGACUGCAGAAUAGUAUCGCU